GCGCACUUUUUUAGUGCCUCAAGUACGAGUGGAUCGUUGGACUUGUUGUUUGUCAAAAAUCGAAACAAAAUUUCUAAAACGAUUAGUCGCCGAUCAAAAUCGAAAUAUGAGUGAGGAAAUAAAACUAAACGAAGUCGAUGACUUCUUUGACUUGCAUUACUUCGCGUUGAAUAAAAAAUUUCAAAUUUUCUGUGGUUUAUGGCCACUAGAAACUGGAUAUAUGAAGUACUUUAAGCAAGGCGCAAUGGGUGCGAUUAUACUCGCCAACUUGAUUUUGUUUUCUCAUGCAUUAGGUACAUUUUGCGGCACUAACAUGGAUUAUUGCUGCGAAAACAUGCUUGGAGUGGUUUACUGCAUCACGGGAUUCUCCAAAUUAGUUGGCAUAUCGACUACCGGAGGCAAGUUUACAGGAAUUUACAAGAUGAUCGCCAGAAACUGGCGCGAGACAACCGAUGAGAUUGAAUACUCUAUACUGGAAAAGUAUGCCCGAAUCUCGAAAAUGUUGACUCGCUUAUACAUUGUUGCGUUUCUGAUGACCGGCGGAGUCGUCACCCAGGCUCCGGCAAUUCCCCUUCUACUGAACUACAUAAUACCGCUGAACGAGUCUCGACAGGCAAUACCCAUCGUCAACACGGAUUACAGCAUCACGCCUUAUACGAGGUUUGCCCAUCUGUGGGUGCAUUAUUCUUUCACGGCGGUUGCCGUUGCCUGUGUUUUCAUUGCCAUCGAUGCGACCUUCGUGCUCAUCGUUUUUCAGAUACUCGCGACUUUAGACGUUGUCAAGCAGAGAAUCCGUCAAGCGAGUUCAGUUGAAAGUGAAAAUGCUGAACAGUCAUAUGGAAUUUUGGUAAAGGCUGUGAAAUUGCACAAGGAUGCUAUAGAGUUUUUAAAUUUAUCCAACGAGGCGAAUAGUUUGCAAUUUUUGGUCGUACUAGGCGGUACCAUUUUUAAUAUUAGUUUCGGCUCAUUAGCGAUUUUGUCUCGCGCGGGCGCUUAUGCAGAUUUUGCUCGAAUAGGAAUACUUACCUUGGGUUAUCUGUUUCAAUUAUUUGUUUUAUGCUUGCUUGGUGAGCUCAUCAUAAGUUCCAGCUCUGAGUUAUUUGUCAUUCCGUAA
Trichogramma pretiosum is the source of this 1114-nucleotide messenger RNA. RefSeq lists its product as uncharacterized. Lineage: Eukaryota; Metazoa; Arthropoda; Insecta; Hymenoptera; Trichogrammatidae. The coding region runs from base 107 to 1114 and encodes 335 amino acids. The transcript is spliced from 7 exons. Gene Ontology annotation, molecular function: olfactory receptor activity; odorant binding. The record is from RefSeq and is a predicted model, not a curated record. Gene Ontology annotation, cellular component: plasma membrane. Gene Ontology annotation, biological process: sensory perception of smell; detection of chemical stimulus involved in sensory perception of smell.